Molecule: messenger RNA, 1656 nt
Organism: Gossypium raimondii (Peruvian cotton)
Lineage: Eukaryota; Viridiplantae; Streptophyta; Magnoliopsida; Malvales; Malvaceae
Exons: 9
Coding region: 210-1427 (405 amino acids)
Cellular component (GO): membrane
Source: RefSeq, a predicted model, not a curated record
ACAGUGACUCCCAGAAAAUGAUUUUGAUUUUCCAAUUCAAUUUUCAAAGGUUUUACUAUGGCUUUAGAGCUUAUUAAUUAAAACCCUUUUGGGAAUUGGUACGUCUUUCUUGAUUGGGGAAAAAGAACGAAUUUUGAAGAAGAAGAAAAUUCAUAGAAAUAGAAACCAAUAGAUUCCCAAAAAAACGGAAUAAAUAUCCAAAGAUUGAAAUGGGUAAGAUUUGGAGAGUGAAUUCCCUGAACAAAGCGGUGAAGACUCUUAGAUAUCUCCAGGAAUCCUCCUUCUCAACUGCCGUUAUCAGCCAGCAUUCUUCUUCCACUCUGCGCCUCUUUUCUCCACCGUUCGCCACCACCGUGCGUCAUCUUCGCGCUGGUCGCGACCCUGGCAUCAGGUACGAGGCUGCACCUCCAGUAAAUUGGGGAAUCCGUAUAGUACCGGAGAAGAAAGCUUACGUGAUAGAAAGGUUCGGGAAAUACUUAAAAACGCUGCCGUCUGGUAUACAUUUCCUUAUCCCAUUCGUGGAUCGAAUUGCCUACGUUCAUUCCCUUAAGGAAGAGGCUAUUCCUAUCCCGGACCAAUCCGCUAUUACCAAAGACAAUGUCAGCAUUCUCAUUGAUGGCGUUCUGUAUGUUAAGAUUGUUGACCCCAAGCUUGCUUCUUAUGGUGUUGAGAACCCAAUUUAUGCCGUCAUUCAGCUUGCUCAAACAACCAUGCGAAGCGAGCUUGGUAAAAUAACCCUCGACAAGACCUUCGAAGAAAGAGAUACUCUCAACGAAAAGAUUGUGGAGUCCAUCAAUGUGGCUGCAAGAGACUGGGGCCUUCAAUGUCUCCGUUAUGAGAUAAGGGAUAUAUCUCCACCUCGGGGAGUGAGGGCAGCUAUGGAGAUGCAAGCAGAAGCAGAGCGUAAAAGGAGAGCUCAAGUUCUUGAAUCUGAAGGAGAAAGACAGGCCGACAUAAAUAUUGCUGAUGGUAGGAAAAGUUCUGUGAUCUUAGCAUCUGAAGCAGCAAGAAUGGAUCAGGUUAACCGAGCACAAGGUGAAGCUGAAGCCAUCCUUGCUAGAGCCCAAGCUACAGCCAAAGGAAUUGCCUUGGUGUCGCAGUCCUUGAAGGAAAAUGGGGGAGUUGAGGCAGCAAGUUUGAGGAUUGCGGAGCAGUAUGUUCAAGCAUUCAGUAACAUUGCCAAGGAGGGUACAACAAUGUUGCUUCCUAGUUCUACAGCAAACCCUUCAAACAUGAUUGCCCAAGCUCUCACCAUGUACAAAAGCCUGGUAAAAAAUGCUUCUACAGAUGGUUCUCAUGCAAAAGAUUCUCCUUCGGAAGAGCCUGAAGGUGAAACUCGAGACCUCCCUACAUCUGUGGAAGCGAGGGACACAAGUCAUGAUGAUCAACCGGGAUUUUCACUUCAGAGCUCCAAGAAAAAAGAAUAGAAACCAAAUUUACCAAAUUUUUAUCGCUUGUAUGGAGACUACUUUGAUACUAGUUAAGAGGUUCUGAAUAUUUCAGAAGGAAAAAUGUAAGGGAUUUAGGGAAAUUUAGAAUUGAUAAAAGGAUGCUCAUUCAUCUGGCAAGACAUUAGGACUGCCAUGUAAUACAGGCUGGUGUUAUCUUUUCCAGCCUCGAGAAUCAAACUAAAAUGUUGAAAAUAGUUCUCAAGAA